AUGGCGGCCAUGGAUUCCUCCCGGGAUUUCGUCAAGGACGUGAAGCGUGUCGUCAUUAAGGUUUGCUGAGGCGGCGUCAAUUCGCAUUCCUUCGUUGGAUUCUCGCUUUAAUUAUUGUUUUCGAGGAUUUAACUGUAGAUCUCCGUUGUUUUCGACUUUUCCCUUUAUGUGACAUAUUUGUGCUGUGUGGUUCGUGUCUGAGUCGAUUGCUCAUUCUCUUUUUCAGCGAGAAAUUGAUCAUGUAUCCUGUGUUAACGUCAGGCUUUCUCUCGUAUUUUUUUGAGCAAUUUUUAGUUCGCUCGACUUCACGGUAGACGCACCAAAUCGUGUUAUAUCCGAGCUUUAUGAGAUCCGAACUCCUGCCUUUUACGUAUAGCGAUUUUACGUCUAGUGAAAGCUUCUCCAGAGAAGAAAGAAGGCUAUUUGUUCUCAUUACUGCGUCGUGUGACGCGGCGACGCGUGCCGUCUCAAUGAACGGCAGGUUGGCAAUCAUCUUCAGAAAAAGAGGCUCUAACGUCAGCAAGCAUAACAUGAAACGAGUUUUAUCGUGACAUUUUUGCGUUUUUCUGCGGUAACCUCUAAUGAAACCGUUUUUCUGCUUGUAUAUACUUCCUUUUUCGGCAUUUGGAUUUUCCUCGCUUCCUCUUUGGUAAAACGAUAGGCUUUUCAUUUGGAUACAUUGGCUUCUUAUAUUUUCAUCUCUCUUUAAUGGUAUAAAGGUCGGAACAGCUGUUGUUACUAGAUCAGAUGGAAGAUUGGCACUUGGAAGAAUAGGGUGCCUUUGCGAGCAGGUUUGUGAAGCUACUGGACAGGAUGCUGCCUCCAAGUCCAUAUAUUUUUAGUUUCAUAUGUGUUGUGUAAAAAUUUUAGGCUCAUGAUUAUUGGCCAACAAAAUGUUAAUUUUCUGUAGAUCAAAGAAUUGAACUAUCAAGGUUACGAGGUCAUUCUGGUUACUUCAGGGGCUGUUGGAGUUGGCCGCCAAAGGCUGAGAUAUAGAAGAUUAGUUAACAGCAGGUUAGUUAUAUAUCAUUAUAUCAUUUAUUUCUCUGUUCCUAUCCAACAUAUUUCUUUAUCGGAUGCUUUGAUGGACUAAGCAUAAUUGUAUAAAUAUAGCAGGCGAGGAUAUGCUGAUUACAGACAGGUGUAUGCUAUACUACAUCAUCAGAAUAAGAGAACACGAUUAUGUGCAUUGAAAUUGGAAUAUUCUAUAGAGAUUUUUAAAAAGAGAAAAUUUAUUUUUUAACCUGGAACACAGGGAGGGAAGCAGCGUUAUGAUGCUCUUGAGCUUUUCUCUUAUUUUUUUGAGUUUUGUUGCAGCUUGAAAACUGCGGUUAAGAUUCCUCUUGUUCCUGACACCUCAUUCAUUUGUUCUAAUUUGCAUUUUCCCCCUUUCUUGUCUUCCUCUCGUUUGCUCCCUUCAUCUUUUUUUCAUCAUCUCUGUUUGCUAUUACUAGCUGGGUUUGCAGCCAAAGGCUGUCUCCAUGUGAUGCCAUUAUGAUGGAAACAGCACAAAUGUGAUUCGAUAUCAACGUGACAGGUCAAAUUGGUGGUCUUUCAAGAAAGUUAUGUUUUUUAUUUUGUUUGUCUUUAUGGUAGCACCAUCAUCAUAUAUUCAAUUAUUUAGAAUUAAGUUGUAUAUAGCUUUUUUUUUCAUGGUAUAAAUCUUACUUAUGUCGCAGUCAGGAUGUUGACGAAUAUAAGUUGUCUUUAUUGACUCCUUUCAGAUUAUUGAACUGAUAAAAACUAUGCAGUUGGUGAACUUUCCUUUGAAUAGACAUUUUUAGAAAUUUUAAAAACGAUUGUAACGUUUGAGGAAAGUUGGUUGAUAAAAAAGCACAGCUUACAGCAGGAAAUGAUCAGUAUAUGCUAGCUGCUUGAUUCUGUGUUGAUAAUCUGUGAAAGCAAAUUGAAACACAGCCUCACCUUGCAAGCGGACAAGCCUAAAAUAUGCUAUAGCAUAAGGCAUCCUAGCACUUAGCUGUUAGUUAUGUGUAACCGACUACAGUAAUUUUGAGCAUUCUUUACGAGGCCCUGCUCCAUUUUAACCGAAGAAUCCAGAAGGAAACUUAUUUCAGGCAUGGAAAAACUUUGGAUGUCUCCAGAGAAGAUAUGGUGAUACUAGACUUCUACUAUUUAGUAUUCUCCAACCUCUUCCUUUUGCAGCUUUGCUGAUCUUCAGAAACCACAAGUAGACCUUGAUGGGAAAGCAUGUGCAGCUGUUGGACAAAGUGGCCUCAUGGCACUUUAUGAUGCCUUGUUUAGUCAGGUGAAGACUCCUGCUUUAUUUUGCUUUACUUUAUAACUUGGAUCGCUCAUAUUGUUUUAUUGAUUCUUAAUUCUCGUGAACUUCGUCAGUGCAUUCCUAAUUCUUUCUAUUUCAGUGUCUAGAAGUUAACGUGUUUCUCAUAAUUCUCAAUUCUUAUGGUGUGAUGCACUAUUGUGACAGCUGGAUGUGGCAUCGUCGCAGCUUCUUGUUACUGACAAGGACUUUGAAGAUACAAAUUUCAGAAUGCAGCUUUCUGAGACAGUGAAUUCGUUGCUAGAUCUGAAGGUUAUACCUAUUUUCAAUGAAAAUGAUGCAAUCAGUACCAGACGAGCUCCAUAUGAGGUAUAUUGUUUGAGUACAAUGUUAAGCCAUGAAUUGCCACCAAGAGAGAGCGCACGUAUUUAUCUUGGGCAUAAAUGUCUAAAUUAACAAGAGCAAAAGAUGUUUAAAAUUUUCAUUAGGCUGACAAAGAAAACAUGAUCCUAAAAGGAUAGGAGUAAGCUCUGUUUUCCCCGAUUGAUCAAAAACUUUCCUCGUAUUUUGUCAUCGUGGAAUGAUUAUCCUUGGUUCAUUCAUUUUUUGGUGUUCGAUGAUAACUCAAUUUAUGUCAAGAAUAGUGAUGAUACGACUGAUUUAGGGAUAUCAACUGGAUCCAGUUUACGAUCACAAUUUGUUUCCAGAUUGAGGAACUUCAGGAUGAAUAAAAGAUGGAAAAUGAAUAAAAUAAGAAACUGAGAAAACAGCAUGUCGGGUGGCUGGAUCACCAAUUUUAAUUGAAAUUGGUUCAAUCUUGAAGUAUUUAUGUUCACAGUGGUUUCACAGUUAUAUUCCUCGUGUUGGAGAUUUUUUUUCAGAUUUUGCAUGAAUUUGAUUAAAAGUGUGACAACAUGCAUCAGGAUUUCUUUUGGUACAUAAUAAUCUGAGGUUGUCUCUUUGUGCAGGAUUCAUCAGGUAUAUUCUGGGAUAAUGACAGCUUGGCUGGUCUAUUAGCUUUGGAAUUAAAAGCAGAUUUGCUUGUUCUAUUGAGUGAUGUGGAAGGACUUUACAGCGGUCCUCCCAGUGAGCCCGGUUCAAAGAUCAUUCACACUUACAUAAAGGAAGUGCAUCAAGCAAAGAUUACUUUUGGGAGCAAGUCUCGUGUAGGAAGAGGGGGUAUGACUGCUAAGGUGAAAGCUGCUGUUUGUGCUGCUUCUGCCGGCAUACCAGUUGUUAUCUCUAGGUUUGUUUUUCUGCCUUGACUUGACAUGUCCUCUCUCUCUCUCUCUUUCUCUCUCUCCCUCUCUCUCAGAGUAGAGAGGAGGAGCAUUAGUGGACUCGCGUUUACUUUUGUGCUGUAGCUUGUGAACAGAUGAACUUUCGUGAUUUUUCUUCUUGCCACUAUUGGUGAUAUACUAUUUUUGUUCUCAUAAUUCGUGAGCUUUCCACGAUACCAUGCUGUCCGUCCGUGAUGGAAACAAUUUAUCUGUUCCUUUAAUCCCUGGAUUGAUUGAUUCAUUCUGGUACGUGUUAGAGAUACUGUGCGUAUCUGGUCAUUUAGUGUGCGAGCUGGGAACCUGCUGGGUUGGUGCGCAGUGUGAAUAACAGUUUAUUAUGUACUGAGAAAUUUCUGAGGCACCCCCUUAGAUUCGGGUCCCAGAAUGUUGGCUGUUGUGUGAAAGAAAAUGGGGCGAAGAAGUUUGAAGAUAUAAAGGAGAGACAGAAAAGGGAACUUGUUGCUGCUCACAUGGUUUCUCUUGCAAAUACAGAAGUUUAGACAGUGAAGCAGCAGAUGGUAGACCCACGUGCCAUCAGAAGUGCAGCACCCAAAAGGAAACAAUUUUCUCAUCUUGAGUGAUGGUUGGGGCAUGCGGCUAUAAAAAUGGUACUCAUCAUUGUACAAAAUCAACUACAGGGCAGAGGUAACGAUUGCUGAGCAUGGCAACAGAAUCAGCAGUCGCAUUCACCUUCCCUCCUGUUUAUAUUUCCUACAACCACGCUUCAUUUUGCAUACCUAUGGGCCGAAGAGGAAUCUAUGAAAGCAGCAAAUGGGCGACGAAUUUGUCUCAGAACAUUUGAGUCAAUCUUGAGCAGGAGCAGAAUACUACUGAUUUUAGCAGAGGCCUCUUUAAAACCCAGGCUCCUAAAAAGUUUUCUAAAAUAUUCGAAAUCAGAAUCAAUUUGUGAAUCAGGCUGGACCGAUCCUAGGAAUUUCCUAUCUUUUAGGACAUUGCCCAGAAUCUUCAGAGAUCACUUGUUUCUGUUUGCUUUUCCAAUUUGAAGUGAUCGUGGCAGAUUUGGUGUGUGCAGAUCAUAAAAUUGGUUAAACUCGGGUAAUCACGAUUUAGUUGGCUGAAUUCAGAUUUCCUGCUUGUAACCAGAUUAGGAAUUUUUUAUCUUAAUCCAAAGUAAGGCUAAUGGAUGCUUUGAUACAUACUAGGAUAUAAUUAUGUUCCAAUGAAAAGAUUCGAUAUCAUGCUGCCCUGUGAGUGCACUUUUUCUCGUAGUUUUGAUCCCAAUGUGGCAUAUCUAUCUGGUUGAUUGUGAAUUUAAUCCGUCCUUAUUGUACAUCCUGCUUUGGAGGAAUUGGGUAAGAUUGUGAAUUAUAAAUAGGAUUCAUUUUUGGUUUCAUACUCAGAAGAGAUGUACUUGUCUGCCUGACAAAGACUGAUUCAUCUGUGAAUCAUUAUUGAAGCGGUUAUGCUAGUGAUGGCAUCUUAAAAGUACUCAAGGGAGAAAGAGUUGGUACUCUCUUUCAUCAGCACGCAGAAAAGUUGGUUUCCCUGAAAGAAAUUGGUGCACGUGACAUGGCAGUUUCAGCUCGAGAAUGUUCUAGGCGCUUUCAGGUGAUUAUAAAUCUUUUUUUUCGUGAUUUUUUUCUGCAUAUUUCGCUCCUUGUUACCCUCAAGGAGGACACCCAGGGGACAUGUUUGCAUGCUUCGCACCUUGUGAAUCAUUUGUCCAUAUUAACGUCACCAUUUGGUCUGAAAUCUAUUAUUUUUUUCCUGGUACCCUUUUAGUUGAGAACUCUAUCAUAUUUUUACAGAACUUAUCCUCAGAAGAACGUAAAAAAAUUUUGCUUGAUGUUGCUGAUGCACUUGAGGCAAAUGAAAAGUUGAUCAGAACGGAGAACGAAGCUGAUGUUGCUGCUGCAAAGCUGGCUGGAUAUGAAAAAUCGUUGGUUUCUCGACUGACUUUAAAGCCAGGAAAGGCAAGUGGACAUUCAGUAAAUCAUGAUUUUACCAAAUUAUUUAUUGGGUAAAAAUUUAUCACUCCGAAUAUUUUAUACUAUUUAUAUUAUAUCAGUAAGUAUAUCUGUCGCGGUGCUAAUAUGUAUUUUCAAUUUUACUUUCUCCUUGGUGGUUCUCUCAAAGCGUAAAGUUCUUAAUUCACAGAUAUCAAGCCUAGCAAACUCUAUUCGUGUGCUCGCAGACAUGGAAGAACCAAUAGGACAAGUCCUGAAACGAACAGAGGUAAGAAUACGGGAUGCAAGAUUGGAAUUUGAAUUCUUCUUUUUACGGAGGGUUAGAAGGACGUGGAAAAUCAGCAUUAUUCUCCAGCUACGAAUGGAUAGAUAUUAAUGGCCUAUAUGCGUAGACCUUUUGACGUUUUAUCCAGUGCCACCUCGAAGAUUUGAUGUGCAAUAUGCUUCCAGCUUGCUGAUGGACUGGUAUUGGAGAAAACAGCAUGUCCCCUGGGUGUCCUCCUGAUUGUUUUUGAGUCUCGCCCUGAUGCCCUUGUUCAGGUAAAGUAUUCGAACGUGAAAUAGAACUUCGUGAUAGGGACCAAAUUCAUCUUUAAUUUCUUAUCUUAUCUUGAACUGUAGUCAUUUGACUCGUUGCACAACCUUGGUCGAACUCACAUAUUACUGACUGUGCCUCAGGCUUUUGUUUUUUUUUUCAUUUUUGAUUCUGUGCCUUUUGUCUGAUCUCAUGAAAUAUUCUGUUGAUUGAGACGUUUAGUUUCCCUGGAAUGAAACAGAUUGCCUCAUUAGCGCUCCGUAGUGGCAACGGACUUCUUCUAAAGGGUGGAAAAGAAGCAGCGAGGUCUAAUGCUGUCUUGCAUAAGGUUCAGUUUCCUGAAGCCCAUCCCUCAUCUUAUUCUAGGAAGAAUUUACUCACCUUCCUUAUGUCUCUCAUCUUUCUUCUGAUGAUGUAAUAGUCUAUAUUUUGAAAUGAUGUACAUAUGUAUUUCAAACAGGUGAUCACUGGAGCCAUCCCACAGGCCGUUGGUGAAAAGCUUAUUGCACUCGUUACCUCAAGAGAUGAGAUUCCUGAUCUGCUGAAGGUGAAGAGUUGAUCUGAAUACUUACUGUUUAUUUGGCAAUUCAUUAUCUAUUGAACAUUAUUCUUAUCUUAUUCUAUAUUCUUCUUCAGCUUGAUGAUGUGAUAGAUCUUGUGAUCCCAAGAGGAAGCAAUAAACUUGUUUCUCAGAUCAAGGAAGCUACCAAGAUUCCUGUCCUUGGCCACGCUGGUAAGAUGCAAUGUUUUUUUCUUAUUUAUCUUUUAAUGAUAUGUUAUUGAAACUCGUACAUCAUUCUUAUAAUCUUAUGGUUCACAUGCGUGAGUGUUGUCCAGAUGGUAUUUGCCAUGUUUAUGUUGAUAAAUCUGCUGAUAUUGAAAUGGCGAGGAAAAUCAUCUUGGAUGCAAAGACAGAUUAUCCAGCCGCUUGUAAUGCUAUGGUAUCUUCUGAUUCUUUUAUUCUUGAUUAAAUACCUUUUUUUUUCUGGUGACAUUUCUUUUCUACUAUUGUGGCUGAUUGCUACAUAGUCUAAUGGCCGAUAGUAUAAGUUUCACUAGUGGCAUAGCAACACACUUGACCUUUGGAUGAUUCUAUCCGCAGGAAACACUUCUUGUACACCAGGAUCUUGUAAAGGGUGGACAGAUUAAUGACCUUGUUAUGGCGUUGAGACUUGAAGGUACGAUUUUCAACUUAGAUCGCAUUAAUGUCGUUUAUAGUCUCGCUUCUGUUGAUUUAAAGGCAGAAAUCUCUACGAAUCGACUGAUCGUAAAAUUUUCGCACACAUGUGUCGAUAUUGUAUUGAAAAAAGUCUUGGUACUGCAUAAGCGGACAGUUUUUCAAUAUUCAAAGCCACAAGUUGUUUCAUCACGUCACCAUAAUCUGCAUUCAAUUGGCGGGCCUCGUGUUGUUGUGUUGGAAGCUACUUGAUGCGGAGAGGAUCUCAAUAUGAGGCAUUAUAACUGUCUCGUAAUAUAGAAAAGUAAUAGAUGGUACAACGUGCUUUAACAUCUGGAUUGGGACAGGUUUAUCUCUUCCCCUCAAGUAAAUUGGACUACCUAACAGAAGAAAAGGAUUUUAAAACUCUAAAUGAGUAAGCUAGUGAAACUCCAUAAAGGGGACUCGAUCUAUGUUUAUUACCUAUGUGAUUGUGAAAUAAAUGUGAUAGGGAUGAUGCUGAAAAAUUCAAUAAUUUGGAACUAAAAUCCCUAUAUUUGGGCAUCACUCGACAGACCUGCUUCCGUUUUCAUUCCAGUUUAAUUAUAAAUAAUAUAAUAAAUAAAUAAAUCUUACUUGGGGGAUUUCCUUUCAAUCCACGUCAUCCUCAGGUUCUUCUCGUUUGUGAGCACAGUAGCUUUUCAAAACGCCAGCGAAGUUGAAAAUCGUUACAAUUCUCAUUGAUUCCUUAAAAAAAUCAUUUCUCCGUGCGCAAUCAUUUUGGGUAUCUUUCUUACAUCUUUUCUUGUUUCUUCCGUUGUCAUGAAAAUAUAUCUUCGCUUCAGGAGUUACCCUCUAUGGAGGACCCAGAGCUAGUGCUGAACUAGACAUCCCUCAGGCUGGUUCUUUUCAUCACGAAUACAAUACAAUGGCCUGUACAAUUGAGAUAGUGGACGACGUCGUUGCUGCUAUCAACCACAUACAUAGCCAUGGAAGGUAUUCUUUUCCAACUCUUUGUGCAAAUAUUAUGACAUCUCGAGGAAAUUGUAAAAUCCAUAGCGGCGCAAUGUGAGGUGGAAGCGGGUCUGUAAUCUAACUGCCACCUUGUGUUGCAGUGCCCACACUGAUUGCGUAGUUGCCGAGGAUGAGGAAGUUGCAGAGUCGUUCCUGAGAGGGGUUGACAGGUUUGCUGGUCCCCCCCUUUUCUUCUGUCUUUUUUACUGAAGUUUUAAAAUCAUCAUUUAUUAAUUUCCUCGCUGACUUUCAUGUAUCCGGAUACCUGUCGUCUUCAUGAUUUUUUAUUUUCUUCGAUGAUGCAAUCAAAUUAAGCCUAAAAAAAAUCGUGGAAAUUGUAGUAAAUAGGUUCUGAAUCAGAACAGCCUGAACCAUCUAGAAGUCCGGAUCCUGCCCAGAUUAGUCUGCCAAUUAUAUGAUCAUAUUGGCUCGAUGGAUUUGAUAUUAUAUUUAUUUUUUUAAUGUUAUAAGAGCCAUGACUGUGCUCUGUUUUUCCUGCAGUGCGGCUGUAUUUCACAAUGCAAGCACCCGCUUUUGUGAUGGAGCUCGUUUUGGGCUUGGCGCAGAGGUCAGUUGAGCUAUCUUGAGCUUUCUUAGCUCUGAAUUGAAAUCUCCGAUUGCCAUUUGUAUUUAUUUAUUUAUUUAUCUACUUUAAUUCUUGAGAAGGUCGGUAUAAGUACAGGCAGAAUCCAUGCCAGAGGCCCUGUUGGAGUGGAGGGGCUCUUGACGACGCGAUGGUAAGUAACCCAUGUCAAGCUUCUAAUCCGUUGCAAUACUCGUAAUCGGCUGUUGAUUUCUCCAUCUGGCGAAAUGCAAUCCAGGAUCUUGAGAGGCCAUGGCCAGGCGGUGGACGGCGAUAAAGGGGUUCUUUAUACCCACAAGAAUCUUCUCUAG
Messenger RNA from Spirodela intermedia, 9046 nucleotides. The record is from the annotation of a GenBank genome assembly. NCBI's taxonomy places the organism in Eukaryota, Viridiplantae, Streptophyta, Magnoliopsida, Alismatales, Araceae.